AUGCUCGCGGGUAGUCCCGGCGUGCCCAUUCCCACGCGCGCCCGUGGGGCAGCGGCGGGGCCCUACUCCACCGUGGAUGCUGGGGAGUGGUUCCGCGACCUCGACCUCCGCCACAGCCAAGUCCUGGCUGUGUUUCCUUCCACACCGUGUUCCCUGUCCGCCGAGGAGCGGGAAUGGGCCGCGGGUGCUAAGCCGGCCCCAACAUCGCCGCCGCCAUGGGCCGACGUUACCGCCGACCUCUUGCGCGAGCCCGCCAGGAGCGUCCCUUGGCGCGCCCCAGCCUGGGACGCGGGCGUGGGCGGCGGGGCGUCCGUGUCAGGGAUUGAGCGGCAGCAUACCUGCUUCUGGGAGCGGGUCAUUCUCAAAGACAAUCCUCACCGGCGCCGUUUGGUGUCCUACCUGCGGGAAGGGGUAGACCUCCGGGACUUCCUUCGGGAGCCCUACCGCGGCCCAUCCGGUGGUCUGCCGUAUAGUCCGGACCGCUUCCCGGGGGCUAUUUUCUCCAACCGCGUCCCCUCCAAGUUCGCAAGGGCCUACUGGCGCGGGUACAAUGGACCGCCGGGCGAAGCCACCCACCGCGGAAUGCUGGUGUCCUUCCUCUGCCGCCGCUUCCUGUCCCUACACAAGUGCGACCUCCGGCCCACUACGGUGCAGCAAUAUCUCGGUAUCCUGUGUGAUUCCGGCAUGGCCUCCUUCCACAUCCCCCAGAAGCAGCUCGACAAGUUACACGCUCUGAUCCGCGCCGCCCUUGAUGACGGAUGGCUAUCGUUCCGUACCCUGCAGCGUAUCGCGGGAGAAUGCAUGAGCAUGACGGUGCCGAUUCGCCCGGCGCCCCUGUGGACCCACGCCCUGUUCCAGGCCAUCAUGGCGACGGAUGAGUCCGGCGUGAGCGGAGUCCACCUCCGCCGGGACAAGGAUGCCGACUUGCGGGGAGAGCUCCGACACUGGUUGGGGGUCGCGUCUACAACUCAUGAGGGGCCGUGGCAGCGAGCUCGUCACUUCAAGGCUGCCCUCACCGGAGGCGCUCCGGAUGCGUCGUCGGUGGGGGGGGGCGGCAUCGUCUACGUCGAGGACGGGCCUUUCAGGGCGGGGGUGGUUUUCCCGCCAGAUCGGCUCUCGAAACACAUCAACCAGAAGGAGAUGUACGCCUUGUAUCACAUGCUACGGCAGUACUGCGAGCGCCACCCGAAUGCCUUACGGCGUGCCCAAGUCCUCAUCAACGUGGAUAAUCCGUCAGCAGUCGGCGCAUUCGCCCGAGGGCGCGCCAAGAACUGCGAAACCCACGCCCUGCUAGUUCAGCUGUUUGACCUGCAAGUCCAGUGCGGUUUCCUCUUGUCCCUCAACGCGUCGGCCCAGCGUUCGCCGGCCUCCGGCUCCCCUUUGCCGUUUUUCUCGCACUUCGACUGCCCGGGUGCUGCCGGGGUGGAUGUGCUAGCGCGAGACGUUGCCGUAGCCCCUGGAACGGUAGAAGAGGCGUUUGGUUUCUGUUUCCCGCCGCUUGUGAUGGUCGGCCACGUGAUUCAGCAUCUCGCCGAGUGCAAAGCUCGCGCGGUGGCCGUUGUCCCCGAUAGGCAGGAGUACUGGUUCCCGUUGGUGCGCCACGCCGCGGUGCACCGUCGAGAGGUAGCCCCGGCGGCCGCGUCGGGAGUUUUUCGUUGGCCUUGUGCGGAUGAUUCACUGCGGCCAUGGCAGUAUAGUUUUUCGGCGAUGACGGCGUAUGAAGACGACUUUCGGCAGUGA
Molecule: messenger RNA, 1740 nt
Organism: Ectocarpus sp. CCAP 1310/34
Lineage: Eukaryota; Phaeophyceae; Ectocarpales; Ectocarpaceae
Source: the annotation of a GenBank genome assembly